Messenger RNA from Cannabis sativa, 4017 nucleotides. RefSeq names its product receptor-like protein kinase HSL1. Lineage: Eukaryota; Viridiplantae; Streptophyta; Magnoliopsida; Rosales; Cannabaceae. Gene Ontology annotation, biological process: hormone-mediated signaling pathway; protein phosphorylation. Bases 319 to 3330 code for a protein of 1003 amino acids. The transcript has 2 exons. Gene Ontology annotation, cellular component: plasma membrane. The record is from RefSeq and is a predicted model, not a curated record. Gene Ontology annotation, molecular function: protein binding; ATP binding; protein kinase activity.
AAACAAUUUGGGUUUUAUAUUAAACUUUAUCGCUAAACAUUCAAGUUGAAUUACUGUGGCAGUUACUUUGCUGACUCAAGAGUCAAGACUUGACUAAUCCGAUUGCUAUAUAUAAUGAUCAUCAUUCAUCACACAAACCCCAAAUUUAAAACAUAGCGUCAAACUUGGUCUUUGGUUUCAACUGACUUACUCUGUUUUCUAACAUUGAUAGUCACCAUAGUGAUGACUAUACAGUCUUAGAAAAAACUGCAAAAACCCUCCUUCAAAUUACUUAAACUUGUACUUAUCAAUUAUUCAGAUUGACAAACUCUCAAUCUGAUGAAUCUCUUCAAAAUGAAUAAAGUGAAGUCAAUCCCAUUAUGCAGCAUUAUCUUCCUUCUUUUCCUUAGCCAUGGCAGAGUACUCUCCCAGUCACUGCAGAAGCAGGAACAAUCAGUGCUUCUGAAGCUAAAACAGCAGUGGGGAGACCUUCCUUAUAUGAGUCAAUGGAUUCCAUCAUCAACAAACUCUUCUUCUCACUGCUCUUGGCCUGGUAUCACCUGCACCUCUGACUCUGUCACCGCUCUGAAUCUUAAUGAUGCAAACAUCACAACUCCAAUUCCUUCUUUUAUAAGUGAUCUCAAAAACCUCAGUGUCAUUGAUCUUGCGGGCAACCACAUUCCUGGGGAGUUUCCAAAAGCUCUGUUCAACUGUUCAAAGCUUGAAGAAUUGGACCUCACUGACAACUACUUCGUGGGAACCAUUCCUGGCGACAUAAACAGAAUGGUUCAGCUCCGGAAUCUUUCUAUUGGCGGUAAUUACUUCUCCGGCGACAUACCAGCAGUCAUUGGACAGCUUCAAGAGCUCAGAAGACUCAGACUAGAGCACAACCAAUUCAAUGGCUCUUUACCACAAGAAUUAGGUAACUUGUCUAAUCUUGAAAUGCUUUGGUUAUCCGACAAUAAAAAUCUUUCGCCAUCAAGGCUGCCUUCCAGUUAUACUCAAUUGAAAAAAUUGAAAUUUUUUUGGAUUACUAACUCAAAUAUGGUUGGAGACAUACCUGGAAGUAUUGGAGAUAUGACAGCAUUGGAAAGUUUGGAUUUAUCGAAAAAUAACUUGAGUGGCGAAAUACCUGAUGGGUUGUUCAAGUUAAAGAACUUAGACACAGUUUAUCUUUACACGAACAAUCUUUCUGGGGAGAUUCCUCAGGUGAUUGAAUCUUUUAAAUUGUCUAUAGUUGAUGUUUCAGAGAACAACUUAACUGGAAGAAUACCAGAAGACUUGGCCAAGCUAAACCAAUUGUCGGAUUUGGCUUUGUUUAUGAAUCAAUUAUCUGGAAAUAUUCCAGAGGGCCUUGGUAGAUUGCCAGGCAUGAUAAAUUUCGAACUUUAUGACAACAAAUUGUCAGGUGUUUUGCCUCCAGAUUUGGGCAAGUAUUCGAAACUCGAAACGUUAGAGGUCUGUUUCAAUAGGCUUGAAGGCAAACUACCAAAGCAUCUUUGCUCCCACGUCGUGGCUUAUAACAACAAUCUCAGCGGUGAACUGCCAGAAGGACUGGGAAACUGUAGUUCUUUGAUAUCGAUGACAAUUUCUAACAACAAUCUUUCUGGAAAUGUUCCUAGUGGUUUGUGGACAUCGUUUAAUUUGAGUCACUUGAUGCUAAGCAACAACUCAUUCACUGGUGUGCUUCCUCAGAAGUUGGCCUGGAAUCUUUCUCGGCUCGAAAUCAAUGACAACAACUUUUCAGGUAACAUUCCAAUUGGUUCAUCUUCCUGGAGAAAACUUGUGGUUUUUAAUGCCAGUAAUAACCAUUUGACAGGAUCCAUUCCUUAUGAAUUAACCACUCUUUCACUUUUGACAACUCUUUCCCUUGACCAUAACCAACUCACAGGAGAUCUUCCAUCAAGUAUUCAAUCAUGGAAGUCCCUAAACACUCUUAAUCUUCGUCAAAACCAACUUUUUGGACGAAUUCCAACCAGCCUUUCUUUCUUGCCUACUCUCACCUAUUUGGACCUCUCACAGAAUCAACUUUCUGGUCAAAUUCCACUUCAACUUGGUCUUUUGAAACUCACUCAUCUCAAUCUCACUUCCAAUAAGCUCACUGGAACUAUUCCACGUGCAUUCGACAACGGUGCAUAUGCCGAUAGCUUCUUGGACAAUCCUGGUCUGUGCACAACUUCCAACAAUUCAAAACUCAAUCUCUGUAGUCCCCAACCCGGCAAGCGGGGCAAAAUUUCAACCACACACCUUAUUUUGAUCAUAACUUUAGGGACAACUAUUCUCUUGUUAAUUGUGUCCUUCUCAUAUUUCUUCAUACUCAAAGGCUAUUGUUGCAAAAAUGUACUUAAAUCAAAUUGGAACCUGACCCAGUUCCACACAAUAGAUUUCACUGAAGCUAAGAUCAUUUCUGGAUUGAAUGGCCAUAAUCUGAUUGGAGCUGGAGGCUUCGGUCAAGUCUACCGUAUCCCUGUGAAUCGCGAAGGUGAUGUUGUUGCCGUAAAAAGAAUAUGGAAUGACAAGAAUGUGAGCCACAAGCUCGAGAAGGAAUUCCUUGCGGAAAUGGGGAUACUGAGCUUAAUUCGACAUUCCAACAUAGUGAAACUCAUGUGUUGCAUCUCAAGUGAGAGUUCAAAACUUUUAGUCUAUGAGUACAUGGAAAACCGAAGCCUAGACCGAUGGCUACAUGGCAAAAACAAUCAACACAUCAUCUCAACCUCACAUUCUGCCCAUGAUGAUAUCUCCCUUGACUGGCCCAAGAGGCUACAAAUAGCAGUUGGUGCUGCACAAGGCCUCUGCUAUAUGCACCAUGAUUUUGUGCCACCAGUAAUUCAUAGAGACAUCAAAUCAAGCAACAUCUUGCUAGACUCUGAAUUCAACCCGAAAAUCGCAGACUUCGGCUUAGCAAAAUUGUUGGUCAAGCAAGGAGAGCUUACCACAAUGUCUAAUGUGGCUGGUUCUUUUGGCUACAUGGCUCCAGAGUACACUUAUACAACAAAAAUCAAUGAAAAGAUAGAUGUUUAUAGUUUUGGCGUCGUUCUUUUGGAAUUGGUAACCGGUAGAGAAGCAAACAAUGGAGAUGGCAAUGGGCAAAGCUCCCUCUCAGACUGGGCAUGGUGUCACAUCCAAGAAGACAAGCCGAUCGCGGAAGCUUUGGACCCGAGAGUAAAGGAGUCAUGUAAUAUAGAAGAAAUGUGUGGGGUGUUCAUGGUUGGGAUCAGGUGUACGGAGAAACAGCCUCUUAGUAGGCCUUCCAUGGAAGAAGUUGUACAGCUAUUGCUUCGAUGUAGCGAUUUUGGGAAUAAGUUCUCCAUAAUACGAAGGAACUCCAUUCCUAAAGAACUUGAAGCAUGACAAUGUUAUAUAAGAAGAUUAAACAUGGCUUAUGGUUGAGACCGUCUUCUUCUCCAACUCUUCAAGCCUACUCCGAUGCCGACUGGGCCAGUUGCCUUGAUGAUUGUCGGUCUACUGGUGGUUAUUUGGUAUUCCUUGGAGAGAAUCUAAUCAGCUGGUCCGCGAAAAAGCAACAUGUUGUCGCUCGUUCCAGCACUGAAAGUGAGUUCCGAGCUUUGGCUAAUGCAGCUGCUGAACUCAAAUGGAUCCAUUCUCUGUUACACGAACUUCAAGUCUCUAUUGUGCACACUCCUAUCAUUUGGGUGGAUAAUCAAAGCGCUUCUGCUUUAGCUGCAAACCCAGUUUUUCAUGCGAGGUCUAAACACAUUGAGCUUGAUCUUCAUUUUGUCCGAGACCAGAUUUUAGACAACCAAGUUUCUGUUCGAUACGUUCCUUCCUUGGAUCAGGCUGCUGACAUAUUAACCAAGGCUUUGUCUACUGAAAGAUUUUUGUACCUAAAAGCCAAACUAAAAAUGGUGUCUACACCAUUUAGUUUGAGGGGGAUGUUAAUAUAGUUGGUUAAGUCUGUUUUUCAGUUAGUCUUUCUAACUGUUUUCUGUUAUUUGUCUGUAAUAGUUUUCUUGCUUUGGUUAUCUUUUCUUGUGUAUAUAUAGACCUUCUUUCAAUAAAGGAAUAUUCUGGGUUUUA